AUGUUACAGGCCCAUUUAUACUCUCUUCGCCUAAUUGACUUUCAAAAAUAUGCUGAUGCAACCUUUAUCUUUUCCAAACAAGGAAAUCUAAUCGUUGGUGCCAAUGGAUCGGGUAAAAGUACAGUAGCAGCAGCAAUUGCACUGGCAUUAGGAGGUAAUACUAAAACCAUCGGCAAGAAUACACCCGUCCAUGAACUCAUUAAGUUCGGUUCUUUAAAGAGUAUUCUAGAUCUCACCAUUCACCAUUACACCUCAGAAGACUCAACAGACCCCGUACCUAUUCGUGUUAUCCGUACCAUAACACCCAAUAGUUCUACUUUCAAAAUCAAUGAUCGUAUCGCCACCAAUAAUGAAGUCAAAGAACUUGCCAUUUCACUUGGCAUUAGAAUUGAGAAUUUAGGCCAGUUUUUACCCCAAGACCGAGUCACCGAAUUUGCCCUACUAUCGGCUGAAGAGCAACUAGAACUCACUCUACAAACAUGUGCCCCAGAUCUAUUGAAGAAUAAAAAGACCCUUGAAAGUGCCGAUGACCUCUUACUUGUUCAACAAAAACGGACUAAGUUACAGGUGCACGAGAUAGAGCAGAAAGAAAGACGGUUGCAGUUCUUAGAGGAAGAGUCCCAAAAACUACGCGAAUUACUAGCCCGUAAGGAGAACCUCAAGUACAUUCAGGGUAAACUAGUUUGGACCGAGUAUGCUACGCUUAAGACUGAGUACGAUAAACUGCGCGCCCAGAAAGAAGCUCUGCAAGCCGAGUACACUACAGCCCGGGCCAAGUACGAUAAGGAAGAAUCUAUCUACCACCAAGAUCUAAGUAAACACGACUCUUCCAUGCGCACUCCUCUUGAAGCUCUCAUGAAUGCCGCCCAGUUCUCAACCAUUGCCGCUCAAUUGCGUACACUCGAUCAGAAGACCAGCGAAGUAGAGGAAAGGAUCCAAGCAGUUCUACAAAGAAAAGACUCACUUCUCCAGGAAAAGGCUAAAGUUCGGGCCUGGAUGGAUAAUACCAAAGAAGUCAAACCACCCCAACCUAAAUUCACGACCGAUCAAGUCGCCGAGUUAGAACAACUAGAACAUGAGAUUCGUCACUAUAAAAUCAAAGAUAGUGAGUGGCAAGUCCAAACAGCCGUUAAAGCCACUGAAAUGCGCAAUGUCGAGUUAGCUCUUAAACAAGAACAAGAGAAAGAGAGUCUAGCUAUGGAAAGACUUAAAAGAAUGCAUCUUGAUACCUAUACAGCCGUUACACUUAUCAAACAAGAUAAGCGGCAAUGGAAAGUUGAUUUACCUGCAUUUUUGACCAUGACUAUUACUAAAGAAGAGUUUACUGAUGAAGUAGCUAGUCAAUUAUCACUUCAUGCUCUAACUGCUUUUGUUUGUCAUAACCAAGAAGAAUUCCAUGAGUUCAUUGCUGAGUUCAAAGAACGAAGACAUUUAGCUAUCAAUAUUGUUGAAAAACAACCAGAUACGCAACAAGUCCCCGUUGGUCCUUAUUUAUCUCCAGAGUAUGGUAUGGUUUAUCUUUCUGAAUGUAUAUCAGCACCAGAAGCUAUUGUUGAGUUUUUGAAUAUCUUCUCUAAACUAGCUUGUAUUCCUGUUACUAAGCAGAGUAUUAAUGAGCCAGAAUUCUUCAAAGCCCAUCCUAAACUAUUCCGGGCCAUUGCUAACAAACGAGUUAUUGAAAUCAAAAGAUCUAAGUACACUUCUGAUGCCCCACUAGCUAUCUACCCCAUGCCUAAAGGAAUUGAUGUAACGAACAAAAAGGCCGAUAGUACUCUGAAAGAGAAGUUAGAAGUUCUCCGGGCUGAAAGAGAAACCCGGCGCUUAGAAAGAGAGAAAAUGCACCACCAGAAAGACCAACUUGAAGCUCGACUUAAACUGCUUAAAGAGAUAAAAGAGGCCGAUUUACACCGCCAAGCCACCUAUGAACGCCAAAGAAAUACGCUUGAGUCCUUAAGACAGCGCGAAGCCCAAAUAGAUAGUGAAUUUACUGAUUUUGAAGGACAAGAACAAGUUGAAAAUCAAUACCUUCUUGAUUUCAAAGCCGAAGCCAAACACAUCUGGACCCAACUUACUCCCUUUGACUUCCUACCCGCUUUUGAAUCUUUUGCCGCCUAUGCCAAGCAAACCCAUGCCGAAACUGAAAGGCUACGGGCCCAAUCACUCGCUCUCGCCCAUAGCCAAGAUGUACUUCAUGGUUUACACCAGCAACUCACCCUCUGCCAAUCUUCCUUCACUACUCAUGAAAGAACAACCAAAAGCAAGAUGAAAGAGGCCGAAACCGUACUGAUAGUUAACACUCCCGAGAUAAAAGAAAGACUCAAAGCCCUUCCCAGCGAUCUACCCACUCUCAGACAAAUGCUCGAAGAAGAAAAGGCCCGGAUUGAACUCUCCGUAGCCGAACCCGAUUCCAUCAUGGAGUACGAAAGAUUCAAGGAAGAACUAGCCGCUCUCCAACGCCAACUCGAUCGCACUAAGAAAGAAGAGCAGUAUAGUCUUACUCAGAAAAGAUCACAAGAAUCCCAGCUUAAACAGGAAAUCACCACUAUUAUUGAACAAAUUGACCAAUACGCCCAAGUCCUUUUCCCAUUAGCCGGAGUUCGAGCUUCAAUUGCCCCCGACUUCCCAAGUUCACCACGGCGUUGGCAAUUACAGUUCAAAGUUCAGUUUAGAGCAGAAGAGAAGUUAGAAGUACUUAGUUCAGGCCGGCAAAGUGGUGGAGAGAAGUGUGUUAGUAUUAUUCUUUAUCUCUUGUCCAUGCAAAGACUCACGCCUUCACCUUUUGUCCUAGUUGAUGAAAUUAACCAAGGAAUGGAUGUCCACCAUGAACGAACUAUUCACAGUAUUCUUCUAGGCCGUAAUUCAGCCCGAGAAGGACAAACUAUUGUAAUUACGCCAAAACUUGUCUCUCAAUUAGAAUAUGCAGUACAAACUAAAGUCCAUGUUAUUGUAGAACUACCAGGAGGUUAA
This is a messenger RNA of Nematocida homosporus, 2967 nucleotides long. Its product is annotated as structural maintenance of chromosomes protein 5. NCBI's taxonomy places the organism in Eukaryota, Fungi, Microsporidia. Gene Ontology annotation, molecular function: ATP binding; ATP hydrolysis activity. The record is from RefSeq and is a predicted model, not a curated record. The transcript has a single exon. Bases 1 to 2967 code for a protein of 988 amino acids. Gene Ontology annotation, cellular component: Smc5-Smc6 complex. Gene Ontology annotation, biological process: double-strand break repair via homologous recombination.